Durusdinium trenchii is the source of this 1206-nucleotide messenger RNA. The record is from the annotation of a GenBank genome assembly. Lineage: Eukaryota; Dinophyceae; Suessiales; Symbiodiniaceae.
AUGGCGAAGGCCGGAAACGGAGGAAAUCCUGCGCCCAAUGCCUUGAGACGGCCGCAUUUGCCCAAAGGGCCCGGCUAUGGUGGGCAUGGAGGCAGUGUGAUACUCAAAGCGACGACGCAGAUUGAGAGCUUCCUGGAUAUUCCGCAGAAGGUCACUGCACCCCAUGGCGCUGACGGUCACGACACCCGACGAGGUCGUACAGGGGAUGAUCUCUACUUGCAGGUGCCUUUGGGCACCAUUGUGCGGGAGCGCAUCUUCAGUGGCUACACAACAGAGGAAGGCCGGCGGAUCUUCCUGCCGCAGUUCCGCUACCAGUUCCUCCGGCACUUGGACACCUAUGUUGUGGCCAAGGGCGGCAUUGGUGGUAUUGGACCCAAGUCCUUUAAGAAAGGCGACAUGCGAAGGGGUACUCCUGGGCAAAGGACACGGCUCGAGCUGGAGCUCCGUGUUUUGAACGACGUGGCAUUGCUGGGUUUGCCCAAUGCAGGGAAGACCUCCUUGCUGGCCGCCAUGAGCCGAGCUCAUACGAGGAUUGGACCGGAGGAGUUCAGCACCACCCGGCCACAUGUGGGAGUGAUUUGCUUCCGUGAUCGAGUUGAAGUGAGAGUCUGCGAUUUGCCUGGGCUCAAGCAUGGAGCUCACCAGGACAAAUUGAUGGGUCGUCGAAUUCUGCGGCAUACCUACCGCUCGAGAGCACUGGCUUUCGUGGUCAAUGUGGCGCGAGGAGAGAAAUCGGAGGAGGAUGUUCUGGAAGAGGUGGAGAUGCUGCGCCAGGAAGCAAUUCAAUUCGAUCCUUUGAAUGCCGAAAAGCCCUGGAUGGUCAUUGGAACCAAGUGUGACAUGCUUCAUCGUGAUCCAUUGUUCCACUUGGACUCGCUCUUCUACCGCCUUCGCGCGCGGUAUGAGGAUGAAAUCCCAGUGGUUGGCACCUCUUCGCGCUUCGGCUUGGGGCUCACGCGAUGUGUCAGGACCUUGCGCCAACUGGUGUACCCCGACAUGUUGGAGCCUCGCUAUCGCCUCGGAGCUGACCCAAUCCUGAAAGAGCACCCGAAGGCACCACAUCAGUCGAGUGACUUAGGUGACCAAGUUGACUUGAUUGGAGAAGCAGAAAGGUUGCAGGUCAAGCAGUGGUGUUGGUGUUUUCUGGUGAACACAUGGUCAAAACAAGACAGCAUAUACAUAUACAGAUACAAACCGUCCCUAUAG